AUGCCACCGAAAAAAUCUAACCUCAACAACGAGCUUAGCAGAGAGGCACGACGCAAACGUGUUGAAAGAGCUCAUAAGUCGGCAGAACAAAUCACAACAAGAAAUGCAGCUCAAAGAAUCAGGACAGCAGAGGGUCGUGCACAAGAAUCUCAAGAACAGCGUGAAGAACGUCUGCGACAGACUAUUACGAGAACAAGAGCGGCACGAGAACGAACCAUAGCUGCAGCACGAGUACAAGAGCGACAGAGGCAGCAGGCCAGCCGCUCAUUAAUACGUGCAUCAUUUGAUCGUCUUUCUUUCGAAUAUGCACCAGAUAUUAACUACUCUGCGCAUCCAAAAAUUGGUAUCGGUGCAAUGGAUAAAGUAUGUCAAUAUUGUCAGGCAUUGAAAUUUCGGAAUGAAACACCCGGCAUGUGCUGCGCAUCAGGAAAAGUUGUGCUGUCACCUCUACCCACUCCGCCGGAACCUUUAUUAUCCCUUCUUGCUGGCGAGUCAGACGAUUCAAAAUUAUUUUUGCGUAAGAUACGCAAAUUUAAUUCUUGCUUCCAAAUGACGUCAUUUGGGGCAACUAAAAUUUGCGAUCUCGCAUCCAAUGGGCGUAAUUUUGAAACUACAUUCAAAGUACAAGGCCAGGUGUACCAUAAAAUCGGAUCAUUGUUGCCAAUGCCUGAUGAUGAUCCAAAAUUUCUUCAAAUUUAUUUUAUGGGCAAUUGUGAAGAGCGCGUGACAACUCGGUGCCAGUAUAAUUUCAUUGACCAAGCAGAGGAAAGAGGGAUUGUGAUAUUGCUGGAAAAUUUUUUAGACGAUCAGAAUCAACUAAUUCGAUUGUUUAAAAGAGUUUCGCCACGAUUGCAAAAUGACAACUAUCAAAUCGUCAUAAAAGCAGACAAAGUACCAUUAGGUGAACAUGCUGGCAGAUUCAACGCUCCAACUGUUGAUGAGGUUGCCGUUAUUAUGGUUGGUGAUGACAAAAGUUGA
Molecule: messenger RNA, 978 nt
Organism: Argiope bruennichi
Lineage: Eukaryota; Metazoa; Arthropoda; Arachnida; Araneae; Araneidae
Exons: 1
Coding region: 1-978 (325 amino acids)
Source: RefSeq, a predicted model, not a curated record